Messenger RNA from Malurus melanocephalus (red-backed fairy wren), 804 nucleotides. RefSeq names its product centrosomal protein 19 (gene CEP19). The transcript has 3 exons. The record is from RefSeq and is a predicted model, not a curated record. Gene Ontology annotation, biological process: microtubule anchoring at centrosome; trans-Golgi to periciliary membrane compartment transport. The coding region runs from base 14 to 652 and encodes 212 amino acids. Gene Ontology annotation, cellular component: spindle pole; centriole; ciliary basal body. NCBI's taxonomy places the organism in Eukaryota, Metazoa, Chordata, Aves, Passeriformes, Maluridae.
CGCCGCCGUAGCCAUGGCAACCGCUGUGRGAGGCGGGACCGGCCCGCGGGAGGAGCAGCAGCAGGAGCAGGAGGAGGAAAAAGAGGAAGCGGAGUACGGGGCACUGUCUUGCGCAUCCCGAGGGAGCCCUGCUGUUGCUGAGGACUCUGAUGACGCCAYGAUGACUUUCAGUGCACAGAAGUGUGGGGUCUGCUUCCAGCCCCCAUCCAUCAUCCUCAUCUACAGAGACAACAGCCAGGAUAAAACUCGCCAGCGCAUCAUGCCUGUCAGGAAUUUCUCCAGGUACUCAGACUGCAGCAGGGCUGCUGAGCAGCUGAAGAACAACCCUCGGCACAAGGCCUACCUGGAAGGGGUCYCUCUGCGUCAGCUCCAGAAGCUCUACAGUUUGCUGAGAGGUCACUUGGAAGGACAGAGCCUGGCUGAGAGCUUGGAAAAGUUUCGGCAGGAAGAGACCAUUGACCCAGAGGAGGAUAUGAACAAACUGGAUGACAAGGAACUAGCUAAAAGGAAGAGCAUCAUGGAUGAGCUCUUCGAAAAGAACAGGAAGAAGAAGGAUGACCCCGACUUCAUUUACAACAUUGAGGUGGAGUUCCCACAGGAUGAGCAGCUGGAGUCCUGUGGCUGGGACUUGGAGUCAGAUGAAGAAAUCUGAUUCCAGACAAAGAUGUCCUGGAUGGGCAGUCCAGAGAGAAAUCUCAGCAUCCCAGCAGAGAGAACAAUGCCAUCGUGCACRUUCUGCCCCACAGAAUUGAAUCACAUUGGCUCAGCAGAACCUGAGGGGUCACAGCAAUCCCAGGCUUAAGU